GAGGACUUAUAUGAGAGGGGAGUGACUCGUUAUCCAUCUUUGGAGGCCGGGCCUCACAGCAUGGCGGUCAUCACAUCUGACCAAUGGCAGGCCAUGCUGGACGCAGCAGACGAGAGCCAGAAACCAUUCUUUCAAAAACUAUAUGAUGAUGUCGUGCAGAGGGAAAGGGAGGCAGCGGCAGCGGCAGCAGCUAGAGCCGCCGACAUUGCUGAUCAGGUGGCUCUCCUUCGGAUCCCGGAAGCCAAUGCUGACCGGUUCCAGGAGGAACUAGCUGCUGCUGUAGCAGCCCUGGUUCGACUACGGACCUUGGAAAACCUUGAGUCUCGUAUGACAGCACUUGAGCAGCGGAACGAAGAGCUGCAGGCUGAAGUAAUUAGCCUUGAACAGUCCCAGUUGUCUGCCUCCCGCCCUCCUAACCCUCGAUCUGCUAUAAUCCCAACCUCUAAAGCCAACACAGCCCUCGUGCCAAGGGCAAGCGGAACUGUGACAAGCGCAGGAACUGGCGCCAGCUCCUCGAGCGGCAGCAUCCGCAGUUCUGCGUGGUCACGGUCACCCCUGUCCGCGUUCUUGAGGAUCUUCUCCUUGACCUGUAAACAUGUUGCGCUCAAGGUUAGGCUGAAGCUUGAGGCCCUCAAGGGCCAAACAUGGAGGUCAUCCAUGCAGGCUUUGGAACAACACUUGACUAGUCUGUUCACCACUCCGGACCAUGCCACCUGGCGAGAGCUCAUGAAGGACCUAGUCGACCUAGAGGCCAAGGACCUCGCCAGGCGCAAGAAGGCGCCCGCUGCAGGUGGGAAACCACAACGCAAGCGGUUUGGAAGCAGCAACCAGCUUGCACUGCAUGAACAUCGGGAGGCUGACGAUCAGUCCUAUGCGGAUGAUCUGUAUCUAGAUGACGAUCUAGAACCGGACUCCGAUACGGGCUGUUCCACAUUAGUCAUUGAGUGUGAAAGAAAUGAUGAUGAGAAACUUAAUGCAUUCAGAAAGACUGCUUCAAAUAAGGGGCCUAACCGUGGUUCAGGAUUGCUAUCGUCUUCAGGGAAACAGGCAAGGGGCGUAGAGGAGUCAUCAGUACUCCCUACAGCAAGGGAAGCUGGGCAGUCAGUUGCAGGCCCUUCCGAGGAGCCUGGAUCUGAUCAGCAGCGUGCUCUUGAAGCCCAAACUAAUGCUGAAUCCAAGGCUGAUGCAGUCCAAGUGUUAUACGCUGAGCCUUGGGAGGAGUCUAAAGAGGUGGACCUCCACGCCCACAUGGAGCAUUGGCUGCGGCUCAACCAGCAACGCCAUGUUCAAGGGAGCGUGGAACUGACUUUCUUUAAACUACUCAUUAACCGCCGAUACAUCCGUGUGCUGAUUGACAGUGGUUCGACCACUAAUUUCUACUCUCCGAACGUGAUUCGUAAGGCGGGCCUGGGUAUGAAGCAAGUGGAACUGCAGAACCCUUGCCGGACUCAGGUGGGCAACCAAGAGGUUGUCACUUCCACUCAUGCUGUCAAAGGUGUGCGCAUCACCUUUGACAAAGAUCGCACUGUCACACAUGAGCUGAAUUUUUACGUCCUGGACAAGUGUCCUUUCGACGCGGUCAUUGGCUUGGGCUGGCGAAAGGCUCAUUGCCUAAGGACCACGUGGGCAGACAACCAGUUCGUGGAACUUGACGCCAAGGGGAACGAGCGUACUGUCUUAUUAGAUGAGACGCGCGAGUCCCCUGUGACCCUUCUCAGUGCUAACAAAUUUUGUAGGUCAGUGCGCAGGCGCAAGGAAGCUAAGUUUGUACAUAUAGCUCUUGUAAAGCCUCUCCAUGCUGCAUUUUCUACCUCUGAAGGUAACUCUACCUCUACUACUUCUACUUCUAUUCCACCUACUUCUACUGUAAAUGAUCAAUCUAUUUCUGAUCCAAAUACUUCGAAACCGGUUGUGAUUACCGUAAAUUCUCGAUCUGAUUUUCUCUCCCCUGACGAGGAUGAUCCGCCACCGGAAAUCCCAGCGAACAUUCGCCUUCUAUUAGAUCGAUUUCCUGAAGUUUUGGCUGAACCUCGCGGAGUACCCGAGCGUCCAGUCAAACACAAGAUCGAGAUAGUAGAAGGGAGUGUUCCUCCAAAGGGCUGCGUCUACCGUAUGGGACAAGGCGAGUUGGAGGAGCUGCGGAGACAAAUCGAUGACAUGAUUGAUUGUGGAUGGAUUAGGCCUAGCGAGUCUGAGUUUGGCGCACCUGUUUUGUUUGUACCAAAGAAAGGAGGCAAACUCCAGAUGUGUAUUGAUUAUCGUGGCCUGAAUCGAAUCACCCGAAAGAAUGCGUAUCCUUUGCCUCGCAUUGAUGAUCUGCUAGAUGCGGUAGGUGGGUGCAAGGUUUUCUCCAAGAUCACCCUCAAGUCUGGCUACCACCAGAUUGAAGUUGAUCCGAGCGACCAACACAAAACUGCGUUCAAGACACGCGAUGGGCUGUACGAGUUCAUCGUUAUGCCCUUCGGACUGACGAAUGCGCCAGCCACAUUUCAGUGCCUCAUGGACAAGGUACUCCGCCAUCAGCUUAACAAGUUUGUGGUUGUGUACCUUGACGACAUUCUGAUUUUCAGCAAGUCCAUGGAUGAGCACGUCAAGCAUCUUGAGGAGGUUUUGCAAGUCCUCAAAGACGCUCAACUGCACCUCAACUUAGAAAAAUCUGAGUUUGCCAGGGACAGUGUCAGCUAUCUUGGGCACCGGUUGUCUGCAAACGGCCUUGAGCCGGAGGCAACCAAGGUUGAGGUCAUUCAAAACUGGCCUCAACCGGCGAACGUACGCGAACUGCGUUCUUUUCUCGGUUUGGCUUCUUAUUACCGGAAAUUUGUACCCAGAUUUUCUACAAUUGCUCACCCGCUCUCAAGACUAACCAGCAAGAAUGUUACCUAUGCAUGGUGUGAGAAGUGUGAGUCUGCGUUCCAAGCCUUGAAAGAGGCAUUAGUGAGUCAUCAUGUGCUUCGCAUUGCAGACCCCAACCUCACGUUCGUAGUUACUACGGAUGCGAGCCAGUUCGGGAUUGGUGCAGUGCUGCAACAAGACGAUGGUGAUGGCCUGCGUCCGCUCGAGUAUUACAGCAAACGCAUGCCCAGCCACAAGGUAGCUACUUCCACGUAUAUGCGUGAGCUUUACGCCCUGCGCGAAGCCCUCGCACAUUGGAAGCACUACCUCUUGGGUCGCCACUUCAAGGUCUACUCUGAUCAUCAGACCUUGCAGUGGAUUCAGACACAAUUUGAACUCUCUCCUACAUCGACCCGCUGGUUGCAUGACAUUGAUGUCUACAAUUUUGAGUUGAAACAUAAGAAAGGCUGUUAUAACCGUGUCGCUGAUGCUUUGUCACGCCAUCCCGAGUAUUUGACUUGCCUUGUGGGUUCAUACGACCUCCGAAGGAAACUGAAGGAGGAUCUGAUUGAACACACCGCCAAGGAUCCGGACCUCAAUCCCAUCCUUGAGCAGCUCAAGGCCGACCCUAACAGUCAGCCUGAUUUUCACGAAUGCGAGGGUCUUGUGUUCCGCCGGUAUGGAAAGUUCGAUCGUUUGUGUGUACCCAACCAUGCGCCUCUCCGAACUCAUUUCUUGGAUUUAGUGCAUGGUCGGGGUGGACAUUUUGGCUUUGAGAAAACUUAUGGAAGUCUUCUGCAGCAAUUUGAUUGGCCAGGAAUGAAGGGAUCUGCUCAGAAAUUCAUUGCUGAAUGUCAGGUAUGUCAAAAAAUCAAGGUCCACAGGCAUAAGCCUUAUGGCCUACUGAGACCUCUCCCCAUUCCUGAUGGACCCGGUGAGUCGAUUUCCAUCAACUUCACGGACAUGGGAAAGGUGAGUGAGGCUGGGAAUUCACAAGUCAUGGUCAUUGUGGACCGCUUCUCCAAAUUUCUGAACUUGAUUCCUCUCCCUCCUCAUGCCCCGAUUGAACUUGUCAUCGAGGAAUUCCAUCAGCAGUACAUUCUGCAGUCCGGCGUCCCGAAAACCAUUGUGAGCAAUCGGGACACCAGAUUCAUCAGCAAAGAUUGGAAAGACUUCACGUCUCAGAUCUAUGACAUCAAACUGAACAGGACUUCUGGUCGACACCCCGAAGCCAACGGAUUGGCCGAGGAGAUCAGCCAGACCGUCAUCCAACUGCUACGCGCACUGAUUGUUCUAGAUCAGAACACGCGGGACAAGGAAUUACACAAAGUGAAGGGGUUGUACAACAACUCCAUUCACUCUGCAACUGGUGUGACCCCAAACCAGUUGCAGUAUGGAUGGUCGAUGCGCAAUCCCCUCUCCUAUCUGUUCCCCGAGCGGUCACCUGGUCUGAUGCCCGGCAUGCCUGGCUAUAAUGCCAAGUACGCACGCUUGCUCAAAACUGUUACUGCAGUCAUGAACAAGCGUCAGCAUGCCAUGAUCAAACAUGCCAACAAGCUGCGCAAAGAAGAAAAAAUUCAAAGCAGAGCAGCAACAUGUGUCACAGUUUGUGAUUGCUCAUUCCUGGUCGUGACCAAAGAGCACUUCCUUGCUUUAUAUAAGCACAAGUAUACGACCCAUUACUCACAGGCCGUGCGUUUCCUCCAACUGAAAGUGCCACUGUUUGCAAACGUUGCAUCAUCAAGGAUCCGUCUUUUUGCUCACCACUUCUCUGCCACAAGCUAUGCCCGUGGACACGUGUUCUUUCUCGACAGUGGUAUGAAACUCUUCUUCAUCCGCAACGGCACAUGCAAUCUAUGCUACCCGGUCAACGAUUCAGGAUUGCGAUUAAACACGGCAAAAAGGAAUUUAGAGCACAAGGGGAUUACUUACCGAAUUAUUGCAGUUCUUGGAGUUGGACAUUUCUUUGGAGAGAGUAGCCUAUUUCCUGAAGAGCGGUUCGGAGGGAUUAUUCACACGAGAUCCAAGCUAUCUACAUUCGUUAUCCACAAAAGGGACUUUAUCAGUCAUGCUGACGCAGAGACCGUGGAUGCGUUACGAACAGCCUCCACCUUCAGACUGGGUUAUUAUCUCGGUCGGCAAGGCAUGUCCGAACCGUCUCGUGUACUCACUCUUCGUGCUUCUUUAGGCGGGGCCGACACGACGAACGUUCAAUCUCCACGCAGUCAUUUUCCAACUGCAUCAGCAUCGCAGAGAGUUGGUGCGGGAGACCCAGAUAUGCCUGUCAGCAGUUCAGAUCUCCCAGCAAGGAUCCGUCGUCGGAUUGAGCAGGAAUCGCACCAGUCCUCGCAAAAGGCGGGAUCGCGACCAAGGACAGCAUCAUCCAGACUCUCCAUGAGGCUGCCACUCCAAACCACAACUCCUCUACGCUCUGGGCAAAUGUCAAGGAUGCAAACUCCAGUAACUGCGAGGCGACGGCUUGCGAAGCAAACGCGUGCAGCAGCGCACAGUCCCCUGAGUGCUCCCAUUGACUCAUUCCCAGACGAGGUUGCAAAUACCGAUGGAGCGGGAGCUGAAGCGGGAGGAGGGGCAAAUGCACCUUCUGACAUUAAGAGAGCAUUCAUCACCGACGAAAACACACCUUUGCACAACCAAGUGGUUUCUUCCUCCGAGAAUGUAGAUGUGGGAGGUCUCAAUACAUCAAACGUCAACACCACAGCGUCAGAUACAGGUCUUAUCAAUAGUGAGGGCAGCAUAAAAGGGACUCUUCAUCAGUCUAAGCCAAAGAAAAAGGUCACCCUCCUGCUGAACGAGGACGAGAAGGGGCGUCAGACCACUGGAAUUUCACCCUUUGUUUCAGGAUCAGCAGGGGAGGGUGAACGGCCGAAGGACGAGACGACCAGCAAACCACCUCAGUCAUACCUGAGGGACGGGCAUUCUCAAAUGGCAGUGGCGAGCAACACUGUUGGUUCUAUCAGGCCCAAUCAGCUCUCACACUCCAUCCAUGCACGGGCAGGCGUACAGCAACAAUCACCUCAACUAGCGCACGGGGAAGGUGAUGUGGAUGAUAUCCGCCAGGAUGCUCUGCUUGUUGCAGAGCAGCCAACAGAUGUUCUUGUUCCGCAUGAAGAGGGUCGCUAUGGGGCCAGAAGACCUAGAGUAGGGCGCUUGUCCCGUGCCUCCAAGGGGUUGGUGAGGGGACCGCAGCAAUCGACCACUAGCAUGAGGAGGCCUACGAAGCGGUCCAUGCCUGCUCCACGCUCUAUAUCUGCCCCAGGCUGGAAUCCGCAAGCAAAACUGCCUGCAAAGAGUGGCCCAGCACUUGGGCAGGACCGACCUCGCACGGCAUUGGGCUUCAGCGUGGCUGCGGCCGCAUCACCUGAACCAGUGCCCUCGCCUGCCUCACCCCGAGUCCUACGCAAGAAGCUUGGGAAACUGAGCAGAUUGAGCCCGCUGCUGCAGCAGCGCCGUCUGGAGGGAGAACAUCACAAUCGCAAUAAACAAUUUCGGACUGCAGAAGCCUCCAGUGGAGCAACAGCAACAGAAGUAUCGCUGAAGCCUGUGCUGGUAAAAAGUGCUGAUGUCAUUCACAGCAAGUUGGAUGCUCUGAAAUGUCUGGAGCUUCUCAGGCUCAGCCCCACCGCUCCUGUAGCAACAGUCGUUUUUGGAACUGGACCUCUGAGGAAGGAAACUGGAAGUCCAACAGACAAGGAACAGCCCAAGGAAAACAAACUGUUCAGCCAGCAAGAGUUCAAGAGGCGGUAUAGCCGUUACAGGAGCAUCAAUUAUUCGGAGGACGUAUUGAUCCGGAAGGCACAACACGAAGCCGACAAGGAAAAGAAUCUCAAGCGAAGAAAAAGCAGUGCAGUCAGUGAAGAAGCCUCCCUCCCUCUCCCAUCCUCUUCAAGAAAGCGACAGCACGUUCGUACUGAGUUUGACAUGGAUGAGGAUGUCCAGUGGGAUUGGAGCGAGCUAAUCACCGGCCAGAAGCAAGCCAAUCGGAGAUUAUCAGUGGCAAAAGCUGAAGAUGCUUCGGGGGGUUCGACAACGGCAAAUCAGAUGGGCAAUCAACCUGCUGCCGGAGAACCGAACAAUGCCCAGGGUCGGCGAGGCAGUCGUCUACUUCGCCGACGUGCAUCCUCUUCCUUAUCUAGCUUGGCAAAGUUUGCUUUGCAGCUGUCUUCUUCUAAGCGCGACGCUCCUCAGGCUGCUCGGAUUCUGAGCCCGGCACAGAGGCGUUCUUUGUCCGCUACAAAUGAAUCUCCCACUAUUGCAGAAGACACUCUCAACGACAAGAUUGUCCAGACUCGUGGGCAGCGACUCUCUAACUUGCUCUCUCUUGCCAACUGGUCCAGCUUGUACCCACCCUUUUCAGACCCACUUUCUGAGACUCUGCAAGGGAUGAAGAAAGCAGACGAGCGCUCCGCCAAGGGUCUCCGUAGUUCAAGAGUGACGAUGGAUGACCAUGAUGACGGGGGAGGAGCGCGGAGGGAGGGAGGAGGGAGGCUAAGGCGCGAUGAUGCGUACUUCGAAUGCAGGUAAGCAUGACAUCUCCCCUAAAAAAGAACAAAUAGACGGAAUGACGAUAUUAAUGAAAAGUUCGAACUUCA
Messenger RNA from Chara braunii, 7442 nucleotides. The record is from the annotation of a GenBank genome assembly. Lineage: Eukaryota; Viridiplantae; Streptophyta; Charophyceae; Charales; Characeae.